GUGUGGGACUGCAGCUUUUAGAAACAGACACACAAGGAGAGGGGUUUCAUUCUCAGCCCAAAGCUUCGCUCAGGCACAGCCCAUUCCGGAGGAGAGGGGGACACACUGCUCUGUACUUCGCCGUGUCCAUGUUGGUGUCAUCUCCGCCCCAUUCUGAUUCACCCACAGCCCGCCUGCCUGUGCUCCACGCCGCCAGAGGAAGAAGGAAUUUUUUUUUAAUUUUUUUUUUUUAAUUUUUAAAUUCGGCCGCAGAUUCCCUAGCCGGACCCGUGGAGACUUCAGCUACUCUUUUCUUUUUGUUUUGUUUUGUUUCCCUCAUGAUGUCCUACAAACACAAACAGUGACCCGGUUUGAGUCAAUGUUGCCGCGGCUGGCGCGCUCUGCACACGCGUGGGUCGUGCUCUGCACCUGACCGCCCUUCCGCGAGACUUUUGAGUUUAGAUCAGGAGAAGCAGGAGGAAAACUUAGCAUCGUCACGAGAAGUUGCCCACUGCUGCGGACUCUUGGCACACGGACGGUUGUACACCAAAUUAGAAUUAAUUAUUUGCUUUUUUAUUAUUAUUUUUUUUUUUACCUAAAUAAAGCUGCAUCCCCGAGGCGAAACGGCGACCUCAGUCGAUUACCUUUCUUUCCUUUGCUAUCCAAUGGAUAUUCACUGCAAAGCGGACCCCUUCUCGGCGAUGCACCGGCACGGCGGUGUGAACCAGCUCGGCGGGGUGUUUGUGAACGGCAGACCCCUCCCGGACGUGGUGAGGCAGCGGAUCGUGGAGCUGGCCCACCAGGGUGUCCGGCCCUGCGACAUCUCCAGACAGCUACGGGUCAGUCACGGCUGUGUCAGCAAAAUCCUCGGCAGCUAUCAGAAGGCAUUUCAGAGGUACUACGAAACCGGCAGCAUCAAACCUGGAGUCAUCGGUGGCUCCAAACCAAAGGUCGCCACUCCAAAAGUGGUCGAUAAAAUUGCUGACUAUAAGCGCCAGAAUCCCACCAUGUUCGCUUGGGAGAUAAGGGACCGACUACUGGCCGAGGGCGUCUGCGACAACGACACUGUCCCCAGCGUGUCAUCCAUCAACAGGAUUAUCCGCACCAAGGUCCAGCAGCAGUUCCACCCGUCCCCCGACGGAUCCGUCACGCCUCUGUCCACGCCGGGCCACACCAUCGUUCCCAGCACGGCCUCGCCCCCGGUGAGCAGCGCCUCCAACGACCCCGUAGGGUCCUACUCCAUCAACGGCAUUCUGGGUAUCCCCCGCUCCAACGGCGAGAAGAGGAAACGAGACGAGGUUCUGUGGACCGGCAACCACUUGGAUGGAAGGAAAAUUGGACAUUAUGGCUCCGAUGGCUCAGGUCCGGGCAGCGACUCUCAGGGCAGUGUGGAGAGUUUAAGGAAGCACCUGCGAGCGGACGCCUUCACCCAGCAGCAGCUGGAGGCCCUGGACCGCGUGUUUGAACGUCCCUCUUACCCCGAUGUCUUCCCCACUUCAGAACACAUCAAACCUGAACAGGCGAAUGAGUACUCACUCCCAUCCCUGAACGCCGGCCUGGAUGACGUGAAGCCGAGCCUUUCUUCCAGCGCCAGCGCCGACCUCGCCUCCAGUGUCUCCCAGAGCUACUCUGUUGUGACAGGUCGAGACAUGGCCAGUACCACCUUACCUGGCUACCCGCCUCAUGUCCCGCCCACAGGACAAGGCAGCUACCCCACCUCCACGCUCGCCGGAAUGGUCCCUGGUGGGGACUUUUCGGGAAACCCUUACUCUCAUCCACAGUACACCACUUACAACGAAGCAUGGCGGUUCAGCAAUCCAGCGUUACUAAGUUCCCCUUAUUAUUAUAGCGCCGCGUCCCGCGGCUCCGCACCUCCCGCUGCUGCCACCGCGUACGACCGCCACUAGGUACCACGGAGACCAGCUCCGAGUGCAGGGCCGCGGCUUCGGCCUCCAUAUUGUCCCCGUCUGAGAAACACUGAGGUCAAAGGGAAGCGAGGGGGGAGUCCUAGAGGAAACCCCGUUGUGUCACGCCAUGUGGAGGAAGGAACGGCCAAGGUCGACGCCGGGUGCGUCCAGCCUAGCUUCAGCGUCACUCACUUUGGGUCAAAAGGGCCAAGGGGGGGAUUCAGAACUCACCCAUCAUGCCCUCACUCUCUCAAAGGCCAGGACAUUUCCAAAAUGACUUUAAGAGAUUAUAUACAUAUAUAUAUUAUAAAAUAUAAAUUGAAGAAAAACAUUGUGAGAAGAAUACCAUGUGGAAAAAAAAUGUUGUGGGUUUUUAUUUUUGUUUCUCUGUUGCUGUUGUUGUUGUUGUUGUUGUUAUUUUAUUUCAUGGAUCCUCACAUUCCUUCGAUGUGAUGAACUGCAGUAUUUUUCUGCUCUAAAGAGAGAAGUCCAGGGGAGAUGACAAUGGUCCCAUAGCUUGAUGAUGCAGAGACUUGAAUCAGUGUUGCGAGGCCCCUUUGACACGUAAUGAGACCCUGGCCCCUCACUGUGUGUGUGUGUGUG
This is a messenger RNA of Pungitius pungitius (ninespine stickleback), 2489 nucleotides long. RefSeq names its product paired box 2a (gene pax2a). NCBI's taxonomy places the organism in Eukaryota, Metazoa, Chordata, Actinopteri, Perciformes, Gasterosteidae. The transcript is spliced from 12 exons. Gene Ontology annotation, biological process: anatomical structure development; regulation of transcription by RNA polymerase II. The coding region runs from base 645 to 1886 and encodes 413 amino acids. Gene Ontology annotation, molecular function: RNA polymerase II cis-regulatory region sequence-specific DNA binding; DNA-binding transcription factor activity, RNA polymerase II-specific. The record is from RefSeq and is a predicted model, not a curated record.